AUGAAUGAUGACGACUACUCUCCUACAUUAGAUGAGAGUUUCAUAAGGCAAACUGAUGACAUGGGUGGACAACAUCCGGCAGAAGAAAAGAAGUACAUUGUGUUCCAUGAGCAACUUAUGGAGUUGUUCACUGUGUGCAAGGAGUGCUAUUCGCCAUGCAAGCCCCCAACCUGUAGAAUGAUGGGAACACUUCUCAGUGUGGAGACCGAAUGUGCUAGAGGCCACUUCACCACGUGGCAAUCUCAGCCAGUUUUGUCUGGCAAGCCUGCGGGAAACCUUCUUCUUACUGCUGAAAUCCUUUUCUCGGGUUCUAGCAUAGCAUCCACACUGAGAAUGCUCGAACUCAUGGGGGUACAAGUAAUUUGUGAAAGGACCUUCUACAAUUAUCAGCGUGGGUACCUGCUUCCAGCAAUUGAAAGGAUUUACAAGCUGCGCCAAAACGAAUUGUUUGAUGCUCUGUCUGGUGCAACCGUGGAUUUGGCAGGGGACGGCAGAUGCGACUCCCCCGGUUUUUCUUCUAAGUACAUGAGCUACAACCUGCACGUUGCACAGCUCAAUAAAAUUCUGCACACUGAACAAGUGCAAGUUGGAGAGACUGAUGACGUCAAGUCAAGCGUGCUGAUGGAAAAGCAGGGGCUUAUCCAAGGACUAAAAGCCAUCAGGGACAAAGGGGUCAUCAUCAAGUCCCUGACAACAGAUCGCCACCCUGCCAUAAAAAAACACAUGGCGACACAGGAGCCCAGUAUCCAACACUACUUUGAUGUAUGGUAUAUAUCGAAAGGAAUAAAAAAGAAACUUGCUGCAGCAAGCAAGAAGUCUGGGUGCAGCGAGCUAGGUCUCUGGGUCAUUAGCAUUGAAUAG
Molecule: messenger RNA, 861 nt
Organism: Ornithodoros turicata
Lineage: Eukaryota; Metazoa; Arthropoda; Arachnida; Ixodida; Argasidae
Exons: 6
Coding region: 1-861 (286 amino acids)
Source: RefSeq, a predicted model, not a curated record